This is a messenger RNA of Melospiza georgiana, 6876 nucleotides long. RefSeq names its product ADAM metallopeptidase with thrombospondin type 1 motif 6 (gene ADAMTS6). The transcript has 24 exons. Gene Ontology annotation, cellular component: extracellular matrix. Gene Ontology annotation, molecular function: metalloendopeptidase activity. The record is from RefSeq and is a predicted model, not a curated record. NCBI's taxonomy places the organism in Eukaryota, Metazoa, Chordata, Aves, Passeriformes, Passerellidae. Gene Ontology annotation, biological process: extracellular matrix organization; proteolysis. The coding region runs from base 9 to 3368 and encodes 1119 amino acids.
UCUAAAUUAUGGAAAUUUUUUGGAAGACGUGGACAUGGAUUUUGAGCCUAGUCAUGGUUUCAUCGGAAUUUCUCAGUAACAGCAGGCUUUCAUACAGUUCUCAAGAGGAAUUCCUGUCUUACCUUGAACACUACCAACUAACAAUCCCAAUAAGGGUUGACCAAAAUGGAGCCUUCCUCAGCUUUACUGUGAAAAAUCCUAAACCCUCAAGAAGGAGGAGGAGCACAGACCCUUAUGACCAAGAACUGGCAGCAUCUAAAUUAUUUUUUAAACUUUCUGCCUAUGGCAAGCACUUUCAUUUAAACCUGACUCUCAACACAGAUUUGGUGUCCAGACAUUUUACAGUAGAGUACUGGGGGAAAGGUGGACCGCAAUGGAAGCAUGAUUUCUUAGACCACUGUCAUUACACAGGAUAUUUGCAAGACCAACACAGUACAACUAAAGUGGCCUUAAGCAACUGCAAUGGUCUGCAUGGAGUCAUUGCUACAGAAGAUGAUGAAUAUUUUAUUGAGCCUUUAAGAAAUAUAACAGAAGAUUCUAGUAACUAUAAUUAUGAGAAUGGUCAUCCUCAUGUUAUAUACAAAAAAUCUACCAUGCACCAGCAGCACCUCUAUGAUCACAGUCACUGUGGAGUCUCAGAAGACCUCACAAGAAGUGGCAAACCUUGGUGGAUGAAUGAUGCAUCUGCUUUUCCAGCUUCACGUCUCGUCAAUGGCACAGGAAGCAGUCACAGUCGACAGAAGAGAUCUGUGAGCCUUGAACGGUUUGUGGAAACGCUGGUAGUAGCAGACAAAAUGAUGGUGGGAUACCAUGGUCGCAAAGACAUUGAACACUACAUUUUGAGUGUAAUGAAUAUUGUUGCCAAACUUUAUCGUGAUUCCAGUCUAGGAAACGUUGUGAAUAUUAUAGUGACACGUUUGAUUGUCCUCACUGAAGAUCAGCCAAACUUGGAGAUAAACCACCAUGCAGACAAGUCCCUCGAUAGCUUCUGUAAGUGGCAGAAAUCCAUUCUCUCCCACCAAAGUGAUGGAAACACCAUUCCAGAAAAUGGGAUUGCCCACCAUGAUAAUGCGGUUCUUAUUACUAGAUAUGAUAUCUGCACUUAUAAAAACAAGCCUUGUGGAACACUGGGCUUGGCCUCUGUGGCUGGAAUGUGUGAGCCUGAAAGGAGCUGCAGCAUUAAUGAAGAUAUUGGCCUAGGUUCAGCUUUUACCAUUGCACAUGAGAUUGGUCACAAUUUUGGUAUGAAUCAUGAUGGAAUUGGCAAUUCCUGUGGGACCAAAGGUCAUGAAGCAGCAAAGCUAAUGGCAGCUCAUAUUACAGCAAACACCAAUCCUUUCUCCUGGUCAGCUUGCAGUCGGGAUUACAUCACCAGCUUUUUAGAUUCGGGCCGUGGUACUUGCCUUGAUAAUGAGCCUCCCAAGCGUGACUUUCUUUAUCCAGCUGUGGCCCCAGGUCAGGUGUAUGAUGCUGAUGAACAGUGUCGCUUCCAGUAUGGAGCAACAUCCCGCCAAUGUAAAUAUGGGGAAGUGUGUAGAGAGCUCUGGUGCCUCAGCAAAAGUAACCGCUGUGUUACCAACAGCAUUCCAGCAGCAGAAGGUACUCUUUGCCAAACAGGGAGCAUUGAAAAGGGGUGGUGUUAUCAGGGAGAGUGCGUCCCUUUUGGCACUUGGCCCCAGAGCAUAGAUGGGGGUUGGGGUCCAUGGUCAAUGUGGGGAGAGUGCAGCAGGACCUGCGGGGGAGGAGUCUCCUCAUCUAUAAGACACUGUGACAGUCCAGCGCCUUCAGGUGGAGGCAAAUAUUGUCUUGGAGAAAGGAAACGUUAUCGCUCCUGUAAUACUGAUCCAUGUCCUUCAGGGGCUCGUGAUUUUAGAGAGAAGCAAUGUGCGGAUUUUGACAAUAUGCCUUUCCGGGGAAAGUAUUAUAACUGGAAACCCUACACUGGAGGUGGGGUUAAACCAUGUGCAUUAAACUGCUUGGCUGAAGGGUAUAAUUUUUACACUGAACGUGCUCCUGCAGUAAUAGAUGGGACUCAGUGCAAUGCUGAUUCACUGGAUAUCUGUAUCAAUGGAGAAUGCAAGCAUGUAGGUUGUGAUAAUAUUUUGGGGUCUGAUGCUAAGGAAGAUAGAUGUCGUGUUUGUGGAGGAGAUGGGAGUACAUGUGAAGCCAUUGAAGGUUUCUUCAAUGGUUCCUUGCCCAGAGGAGGAUAUAUGGAAGUGAUUCAAAUUCCAAGAGGUUCAGUGCAUAUUGAAAUAAGAGAAGUGGCAAUGUCAAAAAACUAUAUUGCUUUAAAAUCUGAAGAGGAUGACUACUAUAUUAAUGGUGCCUGGACUAUUGACUGGCCAAGAAAGUUUGAUGUUGCUGGAACAGCUUUCCAUUACAAGAGGCCAACAGAUGAACCAGAGUCUUUGGAAGCACUAGGCCCUACUUCAGAAAACCUCAUAGUCAUGAUUCUGCUGCAGGAACAGAAUUUGGGGAUAAAAUAUAAAUUCAAUGUUCCGAUCUCUCGCACUGGCAGUGGAGACAAUGAGGUUGGCUUUGCAUGGAAUCAUCUGCCUUGGUCAGAAUGUUCUGCCACUUGUGCAGGAGGUGUACAGAAACAAGAAGUGGUGUGUAAAAGGCUGGAUGACAGCUCUGUUGUACAAAACAAUUACUGUGACCCUGACAGUAAGCCUCCAGAAAACCAAAGAGCCUGCAACACUGAGCCUUGCCCACCUGAAUGGUUUAUAGGAGAUUGGUCCGAGUGCACUAAGACGUGUGAUGGAGGAAUGCGUUCGCGGACAGUUCUGUGCAUCAGAAAGAUUGGCCCCUCCGAGGAGGAGACGCUGGAUGCUGCCAACUGCUUAACACACCGGCCUGUUGAGAAAGAGCCCUGCAACAACCAGUCCUGCCCCCCACAGUGGGUUGCUCUGGACUGGUCAGAGUGCACACCAAAGUGUGGCCCAGGAUUCAAACACCGAAUUGUCCUGUGCAAAAGCAGUGAUCUUCUAAAAACCUUUCCAGCUGCGCAAUGCCAAGAUGAGAACAAGCCGCCAGUGCGCAUCCGCUGUAGCUUAGGCCGAUGUCCUCCUCCUCGCUGGGUUGCUGGAGACUGGGGACAGUGUUCUGCACAGUGUGGUCUUGGGCAACAGAUGAGAACAGUACAGUGCCUGUCAUAUACUGGACAAGCAUCCAGUGAGUGUCCAGAAACUCUCAGACCUCCAUCAAUGCAGCAGUGUGAAAGUAAAUGUGACAGUACUCCCAUUUCCAACACAGAGGAGUGCAAAGAUGUGAACAAAGUGGCCUAUUGCCCGCUGGUGCUGAAGUUCAAGUUCUGCAGUCGAGCAUACUUCAGACAGAUGUGCUGCAAGACCUGCCAAGGACACUGACCCACAGGAAGCAGAAGAAUGUGCCUUGUUAUUAUCUUUGUGGAAGAGUGUCCAUCGAAGAGAGCCACACAAUGGAAUAAGAUUGACGUCCUUGCAAAUGCAUUACCCUGUGGAAAACAUAACCACUGGUCAGCCCCAGCUGACAGGAUUUCAAUAUUAUUUUAACUUCUGUGAAGUGGGAUUUAUUAAUCCAAAGUGCUGGACACAGUAUGAGGGGAUCCCAAAUUUGAAAAAUUCACACAACACAUAUAGAAUAGCUUACUGUGGAACAUUUGUGUUCUUUUGACUAAAUCCAAUAGUCUGUUUACAUCCAUGGACCAUUAAAAUAACUUUUAUUAUGGACUUAGCAAUGACACUGAAUCAAUUUCUAUUUAAAACUGUUUAAAAUGUAGUUCUUAUGAGUUGGUUUACUAUGGAAGUAAAGAAGAAUCAAAAAAAAGUUAAGUCAUAGCUUAAAAAUCUUAACUAUUUUAUCUCUUGACACAGCACCACAAUUUAAAUUAUAAAAUGAGCUUGGAAAUGUUAUUUAAGGAGCAGAAAUUUUUUAGAAAAAAAGUAUUUUUCCUUCAUUCCACCUAUUUCCCUUUGGACUAAUCCAUAUUUCCUGAACACUGCUGUGAGCCAUAUAUAAAACUAUACUAAAUAGAACAACCAUGAGGGACUUAGUUUUAAGAAGUGCAACAGUUAUUGCAGUGAUGCAUGAAAUACAAGUGUGCUAUGAAACAAAAUGAAAUCUUCACUGCAGGUUUAUAGCCAUCUUACCAUUGUACAAGUGAAACAGAUCUCCACUGAAAGGAACAUAUUUCAGAAUCAUGGGGGAGGCAGACCCCUGCAGUGGUGAAGACUGGAUUGCCAGUUCCUUCACUACUACCAUAAAGGUUGUUUAGGACUUACACUUUGACUCCUGCUCACUUUUGUUUACAACACCAGCCACAAAGAAGAAACAACUUUGUAGGCUUCUAGACAUGGUUUACGUGUUAGCUUUGAUUCUCCAAAACUAAGGAAUUUGAAUGCAAAAGAUAAGCCUACUGUGUAAUAGCAACAAUCCUUUUCAAUGCUGAAAGUUAAAAUGGGUUCCAGAUGUUCCCUCCUUUGAUACCAUAGCAGAGGUACUGUUUAUGAGAAGGAAUAUGUGAAUGUUCUAUUCAGGAGACUGCAUCUGAGUGGCAAGGAUUGCAACCAAAGAAUAAGUGACUCAUGAGGUAUCUAGGUUCUGUUCAAACGAGAAGUCAAAAGUGUGCUUGAGCCAAGAGGCCUGUGGGACAAUCAGGAGUAAGGCACACUGGAAAAGGGAUGGCUGUAGUGAAUUCUGGCCACCUUCACCUAAAUGGCCACAUACCUGUGUGAAGCUGGACCAUAUUUAAACAAGGGACAGCUUUCAGCAUGAGACUGGAACAAACUCAUGCCAGUAAAUUAGAAGCUAGAUGCCUUAACUAUUCACUGCCACGCUCCACUCAUUCAUGUUACCCUGUUUCUAAUAUUCACCAAAUACUUUGUGUUUUUAAAAGUAAAGCCAAACUUCUUAGGCAAGUCACAAUCAGGAAUAUAACAUUUAAAACUUAAUUGUCAUGCUCCUCUUCCCCUUCACUUUUCAGUAACAGUCUCAACAAGGAGAUGAGGAAAGUAGGUAUUUCUUUAUAAUAAUAUAUUGUACUUGAACAUUUGCAUUUUGCAACAGGUCCUUCAUGAAUGUGAUUGUGUGUCCAACUAUGACUCCUUUGUUGUAAAGCAGUUAAAAUUAUGUGAACAAUAAUAUGUGUUACAAAUUCUAAUUCAAAUAGCACUUUUAAAAAAAAGGUAAUCUUUUCAGUGAAAAAUAAUUUCAAAAUAUGAGAUUGAAGUGUACCAAUGUAUUUUACCAAUAACAAACCAAAUAUGUUGCACACUACUUACUAAUGUGAAUUAACAUGGAACAAUAGAUUAUGUUAAGAGGACUCAUACUAUGAAAUUCUCCCAACAUAUUGACAAUCUGUCAGGGGGCUUUGUGUAGCCCCAUGUCUAUACUCAUGACCAUCAAAUUCUGUCAUCUGCUACCUCUUGCCAGUAUUUCCACUUCUGUACACUUGUGACCAGUGGAAUUAAUUUUCAGUUGGCUUGCAUGUAUUCACAUACGCUUGUUAUCUGUUGCUCUCAUCACCAUGUAAACAACUCCAGUUAAAACUGACACCAGUCGAUAAAAACAUCCCAAAUUUCUGGGAGUUGCACAUAGAGAUUAAGGGCAGUACAUAGUGCUUGUCUGUUAAGUGAAUUGACUUCCUGUAUCCUUUUGACAGAACACCUUGGUGCUAACAUGCCCUGGUUAGAUCAGAAGUAUGAUGAAAGGGUAAGGGGUUGUUACAACAUUCCCUAAGCAUGAGGCCUUUUUGUAUCAAGGUCCAGUUUUCUCCAGGGCAUGAUUUUUUUUAUCAGCUAAUGUGUCAUUUCAGCUAAUGAGAAAAGGGUUUUCUCUGUAUUGAAAAGAAACCCCUUUUUUUUUACCUCACUUAGGACAUGCAAAUUGUAAGGAAUGUUUCCAAAGACACAUUUUGCUCUCUUACUGGUGCUAGAACACCGGGGAUUCUGAUGUUUACUCUGCAAUAUAACAGCACUGAGGCUGGAAUUUAAAGAACUGCCUGGAGCAAGGUUGAAUUGUAUUGUUAAAGGGAACAAAACACAGAAUGUAUAUGGAUUUGCAAACUAAGCAACACUACAGACUAAGACUGAAAUAUGAAACCUAAUUCAAAGAAAAAUAAUUGGUUUCAACAGCACAGUUCAUUGCUGCUGCUACACUGUAGCCAUCUAUAUAAUCUAAGCUAAAUAGUGUUAUAUUCCUAAAUAGUGACAAAAGGAGUCUUUGUGCAGGCUAUAAAUAUAACAGACCUAGAAUCAAAUAGUAAAAUACACGAUGCAGAAACCUGGUGCCAGUACUUCCACUGAGCAAUACUAUCAGCUGAUAAAGAUCAAAACAGAAAUAAAAAUCUAAGAUUAAUCCUUCAAGGUGUAUACAUCCAAAAUAGUCCAUUUUGUUAGGAACUUUAUAAAGGAGUGAAUGUCACAUAGAUAUCCUUAAUAAUACAGACUGAAAUUACCUUUGUAUUAUUGUGAUUAGUUGCUUAUUAUUUUAUACUCAGUAUUAAUGUGGUACACUGUUACUUUAUUAUUAUUUUUGCUUUUGUAAAUUAUAUUCUAAUUUAUUGUCAUGUUUCUUAACACUUGUUCUACAUGCAUUCUCCUGCUUGUAAUAAAAACAAAAAUAUUGUAACACUUGAUGCAGUGAAAUUCCACACCAGGCACAGAUUUGUUUUUAACAUAGAUAAUUUAGUAAAAUAAAAAGUGCAGCUUUUAAGAUUGAUACCCAUGGUACAGUUGUCUCUUCCCUGAUUUACAGUUACUAGAAUUCUAUAUGCUUAAUGUUUGCCUCAUCCGAUGCAUCAAAAUAUAUAUAAGGUGUCUUCUUUGAAGUAACAUCUGUGUAAUGCUAGAAUCCUGUCCUGGGCAGCAGCAAUAUUUGUCAUAUAUUAGCAAAUAA